This is a messenger RNA of Schistocerca nitens (vagrant locust), 1456 nucleotides long. RefSeq lists its product as uncharacterized. NCBI's taxonomy places the organism in Eukaryota, Metazoa, Arthropoda, Insecta, Orthoptera, Acrididae. The transcript is spliced from 3 exons. The coding region runs from base 178 to 1419 and encodes 413 amino acids. The record is from RefSeq and is a predicted model, not a curated record.
AAAUCUGAUUUUUGGAACCCUACAUAAAUGGGGGUGAUAGACUGUCUACGACACACUGGGUGCGUGUCUGAUUGGAUAAAAUUGUGUUUGAUGGCGUCUCUUUCUUCAGCCAAUCACGAUCGCAGCGGAGUCUUCGCGUAAAGCAGCGAAGAUAUGUGGGUGGAUUGUUGUUGAGAUAUGAUGGCAGAUUCAAAUUUGUGUAUACUGUGUGGCAGAAAAUUUACAGCUAGAAAGAAUUUGUUUGCACACUAUAGAGGGGUACAUAAAUUACAGCCACAUACGAGGGCUACGAUUCGAUGCCCCAAGGAAGGCUGCAGGUUUUCCUGUAACUUUUUGGCUAAUUUGAGAAUGCAUGUAGAGGAAGAGCACAAUACUCUGAUGGUGAAAGAAGUACUUAUGUUCGAAUCAGCGGAAGAGUUUCAGGAGUGGAAGGCCAAAGAAGAGAAGGAAACCAAAAGCAGCUUUGUACAACACUGUGGUGCUAAGCGUACAAAAGGUGGCAUUGAAAGGAUCACUUUUGUUUGUCACAGAAGUGGGAAGUUUCAGUCUUCAUCCACAGGCAAAAGGUUGCUGAAAUCACAAGGCAGUAUCAAGUUAGGAAGCCACUGUACUGCUGCUAUUGAGCUCCACAGAGAAAAAAGUGGUGAUUGUACUGUUGUUUAUUUCAAAACGCACUUUGGCCAUGAACAGCAUAUAGGCUUACUGCAGCUUAGUAGAUCUGAUAGGGAAGCCAUUGCACGUCAAAUUGCUAAGGGCGUGCAUUUCGAAAAAAUUUUGGAUGAUGUGAAGAGCUCCAUCCAUUCCGGAGAACCGGAGAGGCUGCACCUUAUUACUCGCCGCGACCUCCACAACAUAAAGAGAGAUUUUGGCAUUGGUGGCACUCGGCAACAGGACAUUGAUGAAGUGAGUGGACAAAAUGAAAGACUGGACACACAUUCUUCUCAGUUGAGGAGACUGGAGUAUAAAUUACAGCUUUUGAGACGCCGUAUCAGCUCAGGUAUGAUGUCCAGAGAAACAAAGUGUAAAGUGGAGAAAGAAGUUGAUCGUUUGCUUUCACUUACUCAAUCAGACUUCAGCAGGGAAGUUCCGCAUUCCCACAAUAGUAAAAAAUUGAAAGUGCUACGAAUACCUGAUAAGUCUAAUAUCAACAACGAAGUUCCGCACUCCCCCAGAAAUGAAAAGUUCAAAGUGUUACAGACACCAGAUAAGCCCAACAUCCAUAGGAAAGUUCCUCACUGCCCCAACAAAGAAAAGCUGGAAGUCCUACCAAUACCUAUCAAACCUAAGAUCUUUCCAAGGAGCAUUUUUGUGGUUCCGGCCCAUAUCGAGAAGCCAAAUAGUGUAAUUGUGAAGGGGCAACCAAAUAGUGAAGUUAAGACUGUGCAUAUUGGUUUUGAUCACACAUACUGUCAGAGCUAGUUAGUGUGUGUGUGUGUGUGUGUGUGUGUGUGUGUGU